AUGUUUUUAUCCAUAAUUCUUAUCUCAGUAUACUUUGAUUACGUGAUAUAUUUUUAAUGACUUAUUCUUUCUUUAGUUGUCUCACCAGGUGCCUGCUGUAGGGAAAAUGAUAAAAUCAGUACGUGUUUUAUGAGUUUAUGAUUGAUUGGUUUAUAUACCAUGUUACAUAUGGCAUGUGGUUUUAUAUGUAUACAUAGAUGUCUGUGCUUUUCCACCUACCACCUCUCCAUUUCCCCUCACAACAAUCACACCGUCUCCUUUGUGCUCUCUCAAUUGGCGAUCAGCCACCUACCUGCGUGUGCCCUGUGUUGGUGUCCUACUCUUUGUUUCGUGAGAGGACUUUGUCACUUAACAGAGUGUCUUGAGCAUUUAUGUGCCUACUGUUCUUGCCUUGAAAGACCUGAAUUUAGAAAAGGACAUGAAAUAUAUAGGAAUAAAUAAAGGCAGCUGGCGAGUCUAAGCCCCGGUGUGUUAAGUGACAUUAGUUUAUAGAAAAUUAACAUAAUGUGAAAAUACAUCUUCAGGGAUGCAUGAAAAAAUUAUGCUUAAGAGAAAUGCUAUUUCUGAAUGAGAAGAUUAGCAUAAGCAAAAGAGGAAGCUUGUUAGUUGAGGUUUGAAGAUUAGGAAUGGAAAAGGAAGCUUUUUUGUUGAACACCUGCUAUGUAUCAAAUGUGCAGUUUAUACUUUAUAUUUCUUAUCUCCUUUAAUCCUUAAAACAGCCCUGUAAGCAGUUUUUAUUAUGCCAGUUUUUGAUAUUAAGAAUCUGAGUCUUCAUGAAGGUACAAGACUCCAAAGGCUUAAAACCCACCAACCCGACCUCACACGAGUCUGGGGCUUGAAUGUACAUUAUAUGUUUAGGCUUAAAAAACCCAAGAAGGAGGGGCGGCCAGGUGGUUCAGGUCACGAUCUCACGGUCUGUGGGUUCGAGCCCCGCGUCGAACGGGUGACGGCUCAGAGCCUGGAGCCUGCUUUGGAUUCUGUGUCUCCUUCUUUCUCUGCCCCUCCUCUGCCCACGCUCUGUCUCUCCCUGUCUCUCAAAAAUAAAUGACUGUUAAAAACAAACACCAGCCUGCAGCCUACCAGUGCGGAGCCCCCGCCACCCUCAGGGCCCUGGAGGUGCUGGUUGCGUGGUGGGCCUCUGGAAGACCCGACCCGCGCUGUGCCCCGGGAUGGCUCUGCGGCCGCCAGGUGAGGCCGGAUCCAAGGGCAACAUGUGCUACCUGCCUAGGGCGGCCCAGGAUGCCCCCAACACCUGGACGCCUCCUGCACACCUUUCCCGGCCUGUGGCCGCUAUGGGAACAUGCUAACCGCUGCGGGGGACGAUGUUCAACUUUUCCCGCAGCUGGAGGCCGCCGUGCCUGCAUCCCACGCUAUGUCCCCCUUUGCCUUCCGGUGCGGUCCGCGCCUCCCUUGCUGAGCUCCAACCUGGCCCUGUGGAGGGAGCGGCUCUACGAUCCGCCCUGGUACAGCAAGCCACCAGCGCGGUACCCAGUUCCCCAGCUCCCCAGAGAGGUGCCCCACUUCCUCAACAGCAGCCACGAGUAUACAGGCGCCACCAGUGAAGGCUUGGGCCAUACUGGUGGCCGACGCGACAGUGGCCAAUGCCGUGGACCUGAAAUUUUCAUGCCGCCGCCGGCUGCGAACGCUUCCCGGUGACCUGAGGGGGUGGAGGCCUCCCAGUUAUUAUCUUGCUCCCCCAGCAAGUGGUCUGAGGAGGGCUCCAAACUCCUGAACCAGCAAGGGAAAUCAUUUUCCCGGGUUCCUGGUCCCCACAGACAGCUCUGGAUCUGCUUCUCUUUGUCGAACUCUGGGUAAAGACUCCUUCAACUACCAGAAGGUCUCUGCCUCAAGCAGACGAUGUUUGGUGAAGUGUGGCAUUUUUGGUGCAUUCUGCAGUAGCCUUGUUGCCAAAGGAGUCAGGUUUGGACCUUUUCAAGGUAAAGUGGUCAAUGCCAGUGAAGUCAAGACCUAUGCAGACAGUUCUCUGAUGUGCGAGACCGUCAAAGGUGGUCAUUUGAGCCACUUUAUAGAUGGAAAAGGAGGUGCAGGGAACUGGAUGUCCUCUGUCAACUGUGCCUGUUUCCCCAAGGAGCAGAGCCUGGUUGCAAUGUCAAAGGCAGAUAUCUUACGAGAGCUGCAAGGAUAUCUGCCAGAACCAAGAGGUCCUUGUGUGGUAUGGAGACUGCUAUGGAAAGUUUUUGGACAUUCCCGUGAGCCUUUAGCUCACAGAACAGAGGAAGCAGGUGCCUGGGCCCUCUGAAGAGUCUGCAGAAGGCUACAGGUGUGAAAGAUGUGGAAAAGUAUUUACCUACAAAUAUUACAGAGACAAGCACCUCAAGUACACCCCUUGUGUGGACCAGGGUGAUAGGAAAUUUCCCUGCUCUGUCUGCACACGAUCCUUUGAGAAGUGGGACCAGCUCCGGAUCCCUGUCCUGCACGUUCACGAGAAGCACCAGCCUCACAAGUGUUCUACGUGUGGGAAAUGCUUCUCUCAGUCUUCCAGCCUAAACAAACACACGAGAAUCCACUCUGGAGACAGACCAUCCCAGUGUGUGUAUUGCACAAAGAGGUUCACUGCCUCUGGCAUCCUCUGCACAUAUAUCAGGCAACACUCGGGAAAAGCCCUUCAAAUGCAAGUACUCCGGUAAAUCUUUUGCAUCCCACGCUGCCAUGACAGCCGCGUCCGUCACUCACGCAAGGAGGAUGAUGGCUGCCUGGGCAGCAUCUGUGGAAAAUCCUUCCCGGAUCAAGAAGCCUUCUACUCCCACACGAAGCUUCACGAAGGCUACUAGCCCUCAGAGAGUAUGGGGACAAUGUAAAAACUAAAAGCUAGGAUUCUUUGUUUUCCUUGCUUAUGGGUGUGUCGUACGGACAGAUGAUAGUUAUACUAAGACGAGAAACAGAAAAAUGGAACCGGCCAAAAUGCUGAGUUUAACUG
This is a messenger RNA of Neofelis nebulosa (Clouded leopard), 2938 nucleotides long. RefSeq lists its product as uncharacterized. The record is from RefSeq and is a predicted model, not a curated record. Bases 1045 to 1656 code for a protein of 203 amino acids. The transcript has a single exon. NCBI's taxonomy places the organism in Eukaryota, Metazoa, Chordata, Mammalia, Carnivora, Felidae.